Messenger RNA from Rattus norvegicus (Norway rat), 1992 nucleotides. The record is from RefSeq and is a predicted model, not a curated record. Lineage: Eukaryota; Metazoa; Chordata; Mammalia; Rodentia; Muridae.
GUACAUGUCUGUACUAUCAUACCCAUGGUUACUAUUAUGUUUAAGGUCACUCUGGCUGCUAAAUGGGUGGAAGAUUACAGGGUGAUCCAAGAGGGGUCAAUUCUGACUUCUCAGAUGGCAGAUGAUGGAAACUAGGUAAGAAGUGGUCAGACUCCCAGCUAUGCUUGUAAUUGUGCUCCAUGCCCUGUCUGGAGUGAAGACAUUUAUCUCAUGAGAAACAAAGAGGAUUUUUCGUCACCACCAACCCCUUCAUCAAUCUUGUCAUGGGGUAAAACAAGGGGGAAAUGUUAGUCAUCUUAGAACAGACUCAAGCCCUAAAGAUCAAAGUGUCCUUCAAUCCUCCUUUACUUUUCUCCAUUACCCUUUAAUUAAGUGAUACACUUUCUCCCCCGCAGAGCACUCUUGAUUCUCCUCCCAGGGCUUCUUUCCCAUUCCCAGGGAGAGACCAGGCUGUUCCUGGGGAAAUGCUGUUUCCUAGCCCUGAAGGCAGGGAGUCAAACACUGGUUUUCUGGAAGCUCCGCUCCUUAGAGAAACAAGCUUUUGUGUCAGAUCCAUUAUGUUUGAACCAUAAAACUAAAAAAAAAAAAAAAAAAGUUACAAUAUGGCGCAGAGGAAGCUGACGAUGUAGCGACACCACAUCAAACACUGCAAAAAACAAAAACACUGCAACUUCCACUGGCCCCACUGCAGCUAUUAAUCCUCCCCAAUCCCCUGGCUGCGUUGGCAGCUGGACGCAGAAUUGCUUGGCUAAAGCCCCGCCCAUCAGUUGGGCAGCCAAUCGGAUCCCAGCAGCGCUCGGGCCGCUACACGUAGUGGAGAGUAUACUGCACUGUGGGACAGCUGGAGCAGGCGGUGGUGGACCGCUCGUGAGUUCCCUCUUCCUAGUUCCCUCUUGCGCUGUUGACAUCGAAAGCUAAGUGAAAGCCAUAUCCAUAGAGAGUUUGUGCCAGUGCCCCAAGAUCCUGAACCUCUGUCUGUCUUCACGGACACUGACUGAAGAGACCGAGAUGGAUGCCGAGCCAAAGAGGAAAUUUGGAGUGGUAGUGGUUGGUGUUGGCAGAGCUGGCUCGGUGAGGCUGAGGGACUUGAAGGAUCCACGCUCUGCAGCAUUCCUGAACCUGAUUGGAUUUGUGUCCAGACGAGAGCUUGGGAGCCUUGAUGAAGUACGGCAGAUUUCUUUGGAAGAUGCUCUCCGAAGCCAAGAGAUUGAUGUCGCCUAUAUUUGCAGUGAGAGUUCCAGCCAUGAAGACUAUAUACGGCAGUUUCUGCAGGCUGGCAAGCAUGUCCUCGUGGAAUACCCCAUGACACUGUCAUUUGCGGCGGCCCAGGAGCUGUGGGAGCUGGCCGCACAGAAAGGGAGAGUCCUGCAUGAGGAGCACGUGGAACUCUUGAUGGAGGAAUUCGAAUUCCUGAGAAGAGAAGUGUUGGGGAAAGAGCUACUGAAAGGGUCUCUUCGCUUCACAGCUAGCCCACUGGAAGAAGAGAGAUUUGGCUUCCCUGCGUUCAGCGGCAUUUCUCGCCUGACCUGGCUGGUCUCCCUCUUCGGGGAGCUUUCUCUUAUUUCUGCCACCUUGGAAGAGCGAAAAGAGGAUCAGUAUAUGAAAAUGACCGUGCAGCUGGAGACCCAGAACAAGGGUCUGCUGUCAUGGAUUGAAGAGAAAGGGCCUGGCUUAAAAAGAAACAGAUAUGUAAACUUCCAGUUCACUUCUGGGUCCCUGGAGGAAGUGCCAAGUGUAGGGGUCAAUAAGAACAUUUUCCUGAAAGAUCAGGAUAUAUUUGUUCAGAAGCUCUUAGGCCAGGUCUCUGCAGAGGACCUGGCUGCUGAGAAGAAGCGCAUCAUGCAUUGCCUGGGGCUGGCCAGCGACAUCCAGAAGCUUUGCCACCAGAAGAAGUGAAGAGGAAGCUUCAGAGACUUCUGAAGGGGGCCAGGGUUUGGUCCUAUCAACCGUUCACCUUUAGCUCUUACAAUUAAACAUGUCAGAUAAACACAA